Messenger RNA from Neoarius graeffei (lesser salmon catfish), 5504 nucleotides. RefSeq names its product PDLIM1 interacting kinase 1 like (gene pdik1l). Bases 157 to 1167 code for a protein of 336 amino acids. Lineage: Eukaryota; Metazoa; Chordata; Actinopteri; Siluriformes; Ariidae. Gene Ontology annotation, molecular function: ATP binding; protein kinase activity. The record is from RefSeq and is a predicted model, not a curated record. The transcript has 5 exons. Gene Ontology annotation, biological process: protein phosphorylation.
GCGCGUGCUGGCGGAAAGGGGGGAAGAUCACCCUGGGCAACGCGCUCGCUCGCGCGCACGGGAAGCGUUGUGUUUGUGUGUAUAAUGGCUGCCAGAAACAGCCAAGAAAGAAAACAGGAGAAUUCGGGAUAAACUCGAGAGAAGCUGAGGAAGAGGAUGGUGAGCAGACAAGCCAAGUACGAGCUGAUUCAAGAGGUAGGCCGAGGCAGUUAUGGUGUGGUGUACGAGGCUGUGGUGCAGCGGACAGGAGCGCGCGUCGCCGUCAAGAAAAUCCGCUGCCACACACCUGAGAAUGUGGAGCUGGCUCUGCGCGAGUUCUGGGCCCUCAGCAGCAUCCAAAGCCAGCACCCCAACGUCAUCCACUUGAAGGAAUGUGUGCUCCAGAGAGGCAGGCUGGCUCAGAAGAUGAACCACGGCUCCGGCUCGUCUUCAUACCAGGAGUUGGUGGAAACAUCCCUGAAGGGCGAGCUGGUGUUUGAUGGGCGCUGUUCCCGCUACCUGUGGUUCGUGACGGAUUUCUGCGAUGGCGGUGACCUGAACGCUUACCUGCUGUCACGCAAACCGAGCCGCCGCACCAACGCCAGCUUCAUGCUGCAGCUGGGCAGUGCGCUGGCCUUCCUGCAUCGAAAUCGCAUCAUCCACCGGGACUUGAAACCGGACAACAUCUUGAUCUCACAGGGUCCAGCUGAGCCCACGCUUAAGGUGGCUGACUUUGGCCUGAGCAAGGUUUGCUCAGCAUCAGGCUUGGACCCGGAUGAGCCGGCGAGCGUUGAACGCUGCUUCCUAUCCACAGCAUGUGGCACUGACUUCUACAUGGCACCUGAAGCACGCGAGGGCUGCUACACAGCCAAGGCGGACAUCUUUGCACUGGGCGUGAUCAUCUGGGCCAUGGUGGAGCGCCUUACGUUUGUCGAGGCAGGCACACAGCGCGAGCUGUUGGGCAGCUACGUGCGCCACGGCGAGGUCAUCGUGCCGCUCGGCGAGGCGCUGCUCGAGAACCCCAACAUGGAGCUGCUGAUCCCAGCGCGGAUGAAAAGCAUGAGCGCCGGAAUGAAGCGGCUCAUCAGGGAGAUGUUAGCGGCCGACCCGCGGCAGCGGCCGGACGCCUUCGAGCUCGAGCUCAGGCUGGUCCGUAUCGCAUCCAGAGAGCUGGACUGGGACACGUGAGGAGUGUCUGAAGAAAAUGUAAAUCAUUCAAAGAUCAUCAGAAACCCCUUUAAAGACCUGGAUCUUAGUUAAACAAGACGGAGAAGAAGUGAUCGCGGCGCAUUGUAACUGUACGGCUGGGGAAGAAUUUUGUCGCGACCUUCAUGCAUAUGGACUUUGUGAGGAGGAAACAAAGAAACAGCUGGAGAAUCAGCUUUAGCGCUUCGUGACUAAAAAAAGUAGCGUAAAAUAACGACACAUAACACUAAGGCCAGAGCUGAGCGGGAAAUACAAACCUUUCACCAAGUGAUCACUGCGAACUCGAGCAUGCUUCGACUCGGCGCCCUUCGAUUUCACUGAAAAGCCACCUUUCUCUACAUCUUUUUGUGUUCAUUCACCCUUUAUUAGUUCACGAGGAACCCUGAAGAAACUUCACGGUUUGAUCGAUUCGAGCAACCUAAAACAACGCAGGUGCGUUUCAUGCGAGUGAGCAACGCACCUUCUCCGUACAAACACUUUGUCAACUGAGCGUUGGUCGACCGCCAGCUAAAGUUUUGAAUAACUAACGAGGCGGAUGUGACGUCACGUGAAACCCAGCAAUUGACCGUGUGAACAGGUUAAUAAAUGACCAAUUCCUGUUGUGGAAUUGGUUCAAACAUUGAAGACAAAAAUAGGUCACCAUCGAGAGCCACAGAUCUGAUCUGGGCAGGAUUUGUGCAGUGAAACUUGUAACGGGAACGUGAACGUAGCUUGAUUUUUGCCUUUUUCAUCGACCAGACUUAUGCCUUAUUUUAAAACCCUGUUGCCUCUGUAAGCACGUUAUGUAUUCUUUUAAGAGAACAAUGGCCUUGACUCCUCCGUUUUUGAAAAAUUGUUCAUUUGAACUAUUUUUAAACAGGCAGACUGCUUUUUGCUUUUAUGGCCCAUGUUUGAAAGUGAUGGCUUUUGUGUUUGUUUUUUGUUGUACGGUAAUUUCAGUAUUUAAUUACCUUGGUGAUUCCAAAUUGGUCAGCUAUCCCCAUAAAUGCUUCCAGCAGUUAUGAAUGGAACUGGGUUGUUUUACAAUCAGGGUCCGCAAGCUAAAAAUCACAUUUAACACUUAUCUUCAAUAUCAAAAGGCUUGACUAAAUAAACUUGGUUGUUUAUUGUAGCCCUGUGAUCGCUCAAUUUAUGCAAAAAAAAAAUGUGGUGAUGACGUUAUUUUUGGUGAAUGUAUGGCAAUGUGUGUCAUAUUUAGCAAAAUUACUCGUGUCAUUUAGAAAAAGUGCUUUUUUGACCACAGGUAGCUCCAAAAGGGAUGCACUUAAAUCAUUCUUUAUACCAUAAAACACAUAUUUGGUUCCAUAUCAUUGGAAUGCCAGUAAGUUUUUGAUCAAAUUAGUAUGGAAUUGUGUCCAAAAAAAGUCCUCUCCGAGACAGCUAAUUUUUCGAUAUAAAAUAACAUAUCUAAAAUGAUUUUCAUCCUAAGAUAUUGGGACAUAAAUAUUAGAGACAACUAACACAAAGCUUACAGCCUUAUAUUUAAAAGCACUAUGGAAGUAGUGGAUUCUGAAUUGUCCAAAAAAAAAAAUGUCCUCUCCGAGAAUCACUUCAUUUGUUUCUCCCAUCUUAUAGCAGAUUACACAAAACUACCAUACACACGUCAAAAAAUUACCUGAAAUCUGUUCUUUAACUCGUCCUUCACUUAACUGGUACAAGAACCAGUUUGAAUCCAUUUGAAUUUUGGACCCCUGUGACACAAACUUUGUACCCUGAUUGUAAAACAACCCAACUAUUAAUAAAAUAAGCCACCAUCAACCAUUUGAGCGUUAACUAGCAGGUAAUGGGGUUUGUUUUUAAAAUGUUUUACGACCUGUAUUCAUGGUGGUCACCCUACAGCCUGAUUGAUUUUUUUCUUCUAAUUUUUGAAAAAAGGGAUUUAAUUUUUAUGCAUUGGGCAGAUCUUUGGUGCACAAGGUCCAAGGAUGCAUACAUCACAGCUCGACAAGGUGUUCGUCAAAUCAGAUACGAGUGAGGCAACCUCUGAGGAAAAAUGGUUCCUUGGCGAAAUCAGUUUUGUUUUUUCCCAGCCACCAGCUAGAAUGAGCUCCCUUCCUUCCCCUCAGCCUGGACUGUUUUUAUAAUGGGAAGUGGUUUCUUUGUUUCCCGUUCAUUUGACUUUUCAGUUUUAUUUCUUUGCACUUGUAGAUAAUGUAAACGGACAGCACACGCACCGCUAGAAAGAUGAUCCGAGUCUGCUCGCUCAACUGUGGUGGCUUGGGGUUUUAUUUUUCUUUUCUUAUUUUAUUUUUUUUCUUUAAAUGAACAAUGACGGACAGUACUGAAUGCGCCCGUCUGUCGAGUUUAGGCUGUAGGGUCUUUUAUUUUGGUGGUUGUGAAAUAUAUGUAUGAUUUGGUUACUGUAUGUGCUUUCAACUGUGAGCAGUUUUAAAUUCCACUUUUCUUUGGUCCUACCAUUUAUUUAAAAAAAAAAAAAACCCUCUUAUACAGGGAUCACCGAUUUAUUUAUUUUAUUUUUUUUUCUAAUCAGCUACCUCGAUAGCAUUUAAAGCAGGGGUGUCGAACUUUUGUUUGAAGUAGCGCACCAUGUUAUAUUUGGUCAAGCGGACCAGAUUCAUCUUAAAUGGGUUUUUCUCUGAAAGGAUUCAAAGAUUGGAGGCAUCACCUGCAAAUUAAUUUUAUACAAAUUGUGGCUCGGGCCAUCCUUAAAAAAAAAAAAAUCCGUUUUCUGUUCACCGGGUGAGCAAAAAAAUUUUCAGUAGGGAGGGAGGGAUUUUUUAUAUAUAUAUAAUUUUUAUAUGGAUGGAUAAGAAAUCGCAAUGCUGUGUUUGCUUUUUCUUUCAGUACUUUUUUAUUACAAAAGCAGACACAUUUAAUAAAAUAUAUGACAGUUUAAUCAACUGAAACUUGUACAAAAACUAAGUUAGCAUUUUAAAUGCUGACUGCAACAUUUGCAAAACUUUUACAAAGGUGCUUAAAAUGUCCGACACACGGACUUUUUGUAGUUCUAAAUCGAGCGUUAGGCCUAGUUCGGAUGAAAUUACACUAUUAAAAUGAUCACUGAAUGAUUUGUUUUUCUGAAUCUUUACUAUUUUGUUGUUCGCUAGAAUACCAUUUUGCGAUUUCACACUUCAGCAAAUGUUUGAAAACUCCGGAUCUCCUUCCUUCAUGGUGGCUGCCAUUUUUUUUUGUGCCGCACGGCGCAUGCGCAGAGCCGAUUCAGUUCUAUAUUCUGUGCGGAAUGCGUAAAUGUCAAGUUCGAUUUUAGAUUUACAAACCCGAAAAAAACGUCGAAAAACCGGCGUUUAAAAAAAACAAAUUUCAACCGCACAAAUGGCACUCACCCAGCCGGUGGACCGGAAACAGAACAUUUUUUAAUAAUGGCCUUGUUUAGAUGUUAUGUCACAUCUAUACAUACAGUAGUAUGAGGGAAAUUUGAUAUGAAAAUUAACAAGUUAAAAAAAUAAUUAGCUGCAGUGUCAAUUUUAGCUUGAUUUGGAAAAUGAUACGUUUUCUCAGGAGCCAGGUUUAUGGCUGAGUUUAUCUCUUUCUUCAUAAAAAUAAACUUUCCAACUGAUUUUCUGGUAGACUAAAAUGAAAGUUUGUACUGGUAUCGGGCUUGUCAGCUUGCAGGCGGUAUGUUCGACACCCCUGAUCUAAAGGCUCAUCACUAACAAGGUUAAGCCUAAUACUAGAUUACAACCAUUUGGUGGGUAAACAUCAUUCAUUCAUUCAUUCAUUCAUUCAUUCAUUCAAGCUGCCUUUUUUGACCAACUUUAGGUGCUAAUGGUCUGAGACACUGGCCCAGGUCGCCCUCCAUAUUAUGCCAAAACAACUGCAAUAUCAGGAAAAGCACCAUCAAUGCUGUGCAAGAAGCGGCUCAAGCUCUCGCCAUCCGUCUUCAUAUUUGCAUCGUCCUCUACCGUGUAGAAAUGAGUGAAAUGGACAGGAAAUGAGUGUAAAGUGAAAGCAGACCACAAUGCAACACACUUUGGUAGUUUUCCUGUUCGGGCAUAAACAUAUAACCUUCAGGAUUUGUAUGAUUUGAAGUAACUCGUAUAUAAAGAAUGAUGCCGAAGGCUUGUAAAUUGUUAUUCCGAAGAGAACGGCUCAACUGGCUGAUGUACAGGAGCGAGUCCCUUCCUUCACUGUGUCCUGCUCACACAAUCACACCCGACACGUCUCGUCUAAUUGUUUUGUUUGCUUAACAUCAAUAAACUGAUGUACUUUGUGGCUUGUUUUUAACUAACCUUUUGUUGUUGUACAGUAUUUUUAUGCGAUUUUUGAGAUUUACAAGAGGCUGUAAAUGUGUAAUUUAUUGUUGGGACUGGCUUUAUAAAUAAAAAAAAUGGAGACAA